AUGGCUUCUGCCCCAGAUACUGAGUCUAUUCCCGGCUACACAAUCUUCCGUGAGGGAGAUUAUGAUAGUGUUGCCGCCGCCGCUAUGUUGCCACAGGGCACCACUCACCCAUUAGAUCAACUUUCCAUCAAGGAAAUCCCCGAGGCUGCAAAGAUCAUUCGUGACUAUGCCAGCCCUAAGUCUAUCAAGUUCAACUGCCUCACUCUCCGGGAACCCAAGAAGGCCGAGUACCAGGCAUUCCGUGCUGGCGCUGUGCCAGCCCCGGAUCGUCGCGCCUUUGCCAUCGUCAUCGUGGCUCAGAGCCACCAAGUCGCAGAGGUGGUGGCCAAUCUCACCACAGGCAAGGUUGAGGAAUGGAAGGAAGUCUCUGAAGUGAUGCCCACUCUGACCCUCGAGGAUCUCGAUGUCAUGGAGCGUAUUGCCCGCAAGGAUGCCCGUGUGAUCCGCGCCUGCAAGGAUAUUGGUAUCACCGACAUGGACAAGGUUUUCCUCGACGCCUGGGCUAUUGGUAUCGACGAGCGUUGGGGCUUCGAGCGUCGUCUCCAGCAGGGUCUGGCUUACUACCGAAACUCCGAAUUCGACAACCAGUACGCCCACCCUCUGGAUUUCACUGUUGUUGCAGAUACCGAGACGGAGGAAGUUCUCAGCGUUGACGUGCGCUACGUCAAUGGUGAGCGUACCGCCGCUCCUCUGCAGGAGCACAACUAUCUCCCCGAGUUCAUUGGCGACAAGUACAACCACGACCGCCUCAAGCCUAUUGAUAUCACCCAGCCUCAGGGUGUGUCUUUCAAGGUCCGCGGCAACGAACUCACUUGGGCCAACUUCAAAAUGCACAUUGGAUUCAAUUACCGCGAAGGUAUUGUCAUCUCUGACGUCCGCACCCACGACAUGUACGAAGAACGCGAGCGUACUCUUUUCAACCGUAUCUCCGUUGUUGAGAUGGUUGUCCCCUAUGGUUGCCCCGAGAAGCCUCACCACAAGAAGCACGCUUUCGAUGUUGGCGAGUACGGAACCGGUCUGAUGACCAACUCCCUGAAGUUAGGUUGUGACUGCAAGGGUGCUAUUCACUACAUGGACGGUGUGAUGUCCACCUCCAAGGGUGAAGCCGCCGUGGUCAAGAAUGCCAUCUGUAUUCACGAAGAGGACAACGGUCUUCUCUAUAAGCACACCGACUACCGCGAUGGUACUGUCAUCUCCGCUCGUGACCGCAAGCUCAUCGUGUCUCAAAUCAUCACUGCCGCCAACUACGAGUACGGCUUCUACCACACCUUCACUCUGGAUGGUACCUAUAAGCUCGAAAUGAAGCUCACUGGUAUGCUCAACACCUACUGCAUGCACCCCACAGAGACAGCUGCACCCUACGGCACAGAAGUGGCCCCCUCAAUCAACGCCCACAACCACCAGCACCUGUUCUCCCUGCGCAUCGAUCCCGAGAUCGACGGCACCAACAACUCCAUCAUCCAAAGCGACGCCGUCUCCGCCGAAGCAGCCGUCGGCUCCCCAGAGAACCCCUACGGCAACGCCUUCUACAGCAAAAAGACCCCCCUCCGCACAGCCCUCCAGGGCGCCGCAGACUACUGCCACGAAACCAACCGCAGCUGGGACAUCAUCAACCCCAACCGCAUGAAUGCCAUUGCCAAGAAGCCCGUCGCCUACAAGAUCCUCAACAACAACUGUCCCCCAAUGCUCGCCAAGCCUGGCUCAACAGUCUGGAAGCGCGCUGCUUUCGCCCGCCACCCUCUCUGGGUCACUCCAUACAAGGAUUACGAGCUCUUCCCUGCCGGUGAUUAUGUCUGUCAAUCCAACGGUGUCGAAGGACACCCCCAUAACUCGACCAUUGCCGACUGGGCCGCCCGCAAUGAGAAUAUCGAGAACACCGAUAUCGUCUGCUACUUGCAGUUUGGUCUGACGCAUUUCCCGCGCACAGAGGACUUCCCUAUCAUGCCUGCUGAGCCGGUUAGCAUCAUGCUGCGUGCUUCGAACUUCUUCGAGAAGAACCCUGCUCUCUGGGUGCCUCCUUCUGCUAUCUGUGUUGAUACGCAGAGCAAAAAUGCUUUCCCUUCGUCUUGCUGUGCGACGAGUAAAUCGCGCAUGUAA
This is a messenger RNA of Penicillium salamii, 2097 nucleotides long. NCBI's taxonomy places the organism in Eukaryota, Fungi, Ascomycota, Eurotiomycetes, Eurotiales, Aspergillaceae. The record is from the annotation of a GenBank genome assembly.